UCAUUCUCAGAAACACCACCCAAAUAUACAGCUCGGCUCACUCUCAUGGUCAUGGACAUGAUCUUCGCUCAGGUUUCUGACUCGGCCCAGCAGCCCAGGUCGAGUUCGUCAUCCGACGCAAGCGUGACCACCCAACGCACUUCGGACGUCAUACUGGCGUCGAGCAGUCCGAAGAAGCGCGCGGGAAGGAGGGUUUUCAAAGAGACGAGGCACCCGGUUUAUAGGGGUGUGAGGAGGAGAGACAACAACAAGUGGGUGUGUGAGUUGAGACAGCCCAACAAGAAGAAGUCCGGGAUUUGGCUCGGGACCUAUCCUACGGCUGAGAUGGCUGCUCGUGCCCAUGACGUGGCGGCAUUGGCUUUUAAAGGGAAGCUUGCCUGCCUCAACUUUGCUGACUCGGGUUGGCGGCUGCCGGUGGCGGCAUCCAUGGAUUCCAUGGACAUCCAGAGGGCAGCUGCGGAGGCCGCCGAAGGGUUCAGGCCAGUGGAGUUUGGUGGAGUUUCCAGCGGCAGCAGUGAUGAGAAGGAGAGACUGGUUGUGGUGGAAGAGAAGAAGAAGAAGCAGGCUAUUGUGGAUAUGGGAAAAAGCUGCAGCAGAUUAAACUUGUUUAAUUUGGAUGAGGAGGAAAUGUUUGAUAUGCCAAGGUUGAUUGACAACAUGGCUGAAGGGCUUCUUCUUUCUCCACCCCAAUGCUUAGCUGGCUAUUUGAAUUGGGAUGACAUGGAAACCGAAGCUGAUCCCAAGUUGUGGAGUUUCUCUAUCUGAUUGAUGUUUUUGUUUUAGUCAAUCUGUCUCUGGGGUUUAGUGUGUCUUUUGUUGGAUUCAUAUGUAUUUAUUUGUUCAUGAGUGAGUCGAACAUAAAGAUUUUUACUUUCGGAAAUAUUUGUGUGUUUGGACUGGUACUGUGCUCUGUCUAGUCUCUAGAUAUAGAUAUUUUAGGUGUGUUAUAGAUAUUUUUGGUAUUAAAGAUAUUUAGGUGUACAAAAGUUUACCUAAUUUGGAAUUAUUGAAUAUAAAUAGAAAGCAUCUAAUGUUUGA
This is a messenger RNA of Prunus dulcis (almond), 1038 nucleotides long. RefSeq names its product dehydration-responsive element-binding protein 1A-like. Bases 46 to 765 code for a protein of 239 amino acids. Gene Ontology annotation, biological process: regulation of DNA-templated transcription. Lineage: Eukaryota; Viridiplantae; Streptophyta; Magnoliopsida; Rosales; Rosaceae. The record is from RefSeq and is a predicted model, not a curated record. The transcript has a single exon. Gene Ontology annotation, molecular function: DNA-binding transcription factor activity; DNA binding.